Messenger RNA from Heteronotia binoei (common prickly gecko), 834 nucleotides. RefSeq names its product SCP2 sterol binding domain containing 1 (gene SCP2D1). NCBI's taxonomy places the organism in Eukaryota, Metazoa, Chordata, Lepidosauria, Squamata, Gekkonidae. Bases 272 to 745 code for a protein of 157 amino acids. Gene Ontology annotation, cellular component: cytosol. The record is from RefSeq and is a predicted model, not a curated record. The transcript has a single exon.
UUCACCAAUGGGAUUCCAGCAUGCAUCUUAAUCCAAACUCGAUGCUGACUGGCUGCUCCUUCUGAGUUCACAAUGUGGCCACCCAACAAUGAGUCACGCUUCAUGUUGUGGUACAGUCAUUGGUGCUUGUGCUACCAAGCCACUGUUGGAGAGACAAGGAGGCCAUUGCUGGAGCAUGCACGGCUAUUGCAGUGGUAACAAAAGGAAUUGGAAACCUGCACUCUGACUAGUUGAUGGUAAUUCCCUCCCUCCUCCCAGUCUGAAACCGAACAUGUGGAAAGAAGUAAAAAAAAAGUGUCUUCGUGCUAAGACGAAAGCAGCAGAGGAAACAGCUGCCUCUGAACUCUAUGUGGCGCUCAUGGUGGCCCCUAAAGAUUCUCCAGCCAAAGCUGUCAGUCUUCAGAGUGACGUGGUGUUUGAAGAAAUCGGCCGCCGUAUCAGAGAGGUUGGCAGUCAGCUUGUCACAAAGGUGAACGCCAUCUUCCAGUGGGAUAUCAUGAGCGGGGAGUUGAUGGUGGCCCAGUGGACUCUGGAUCUGAAGACCGGCUCCGGCGAGAUCUACCGAGGACCUUCCCGCCAGCCCGCCCAUGCUGUCUUCACCCUCUCCGAAAAGGACUUCAUGGAGCUCGUCCUGGGCAAGGUCAAGCCGCAGCGGGCUUUCCUGGUGGGCAAGAUCAAGGUGAAAGGCAGCAUUUUGCUCAGCCACCGACUGGAGAUGAUUCUCAAGGACUACAUGAAGUUGUGAGGCAGUCGGCAGCAAGGCGGAAGAUGGCGGGUCCCCUUAUUCUGUGUAGUCGAGAUGUUGUUCAGAGAGGAGAGUGAAAUUAAAAGUAU